AUGAUGUCCACCCCCUUCCGCAGCCACAAGUCCAAACGCACCUCUCGCAGCCACAAAAAGAAAACCGACCGCGGCCUCCCACCCCUCCGCAUAGCCGUCCUAGGCCCAACAGGCCAAUGCGGCAGCUGUAUCGUCGACGAGCUAUUAUACCGAGGUCAUGAUGUGGUGGGUGUAUCGCGGAAUCCGCCAGAGGCCUGGAAAGAAGGAGAGAAUUCUGCACACAGGGGUGUGUAUGAGAGUGUCGCUGUGGAUGUGAGGGAUGAGGGGAUGUUGCGAGAUGUGUUUUCGAGUGGUUUUGAUGCGAUUGUCUGUGCUUUUGCGCCAGGGAUUAGGGAUUUGAAGAGUGUUUACGAGAAUGGGGUUGAGGGGCAUGGGAGGGUGAAGAGAGCGCUUUUGCGGUCGAGUCAUAGUGGGAGUUUUAUCGUUAUUGGAGCGGGGUCGCUUCAUACGAUGAAUAGAAGACAGCUAGUUGACGAAACUGGCUUUGCGUAUAGUUGGUGGUACAUUUGGCCCGACGAGCAUUUCAACUACAUGCGCGUGCGCGCCAGAGCCCACGGCAACUUCUUCUUCUCCCUAUUCAUCGCCGGCUUCCGCUGGGCGCGAAACAAUGUCGAGCACCCAGGCUGGUUCUCAUGGCUCUUCCGUCCCAUAGCAUGGACCUACCUCUUCCUCGCAAAACGCAAACUCACUUCCCCCCAAACCCGCUCCCUGAUAACCUCCACCCGCACAGCCCUGACAAUGUGGGAAGGCGUCCGCGAAAAGAAAUGGACCUUCCUAUCGCCUCCGGGCCAGCUACGCGAUCAAGGCGUUCGGACCGGGCGAUAUAAGAUAUUCAUAGAUUCGGAAGAGGAUCCAGCCGUGGAGGCUGUCGACGGCGCGAUAUAUAAUGAGGAUUUGGCGGUUGCGGUCGCGGAUGAGAUCGAGGGCCCGCGGAUGACGUUUUUGCAUUGGAGUGUCGUUGGGAGGGUUGGGUUGGCUGCUUGGUAG
This is a messenger RNA of Aspergillus chevalieri, 987 nucleotides long. Its product is annotated as NAD(P)-dependent oxidoreductase. The transcript is spliced from 4 exons. NCBI's taxonomy places the organism in Eukaryota, Fungi, Ascomycota, Eurotiomycetes, Eurotiales, Aspergillaceae. The record is from RefSeq and is a predicted model, not a curated record. Bases 1 to 987 code for a protein of 328 amino acids.